AUGGCUGUCGGCGCGUUCCUAGAGCCAUUCGUGGUUGUGUCGCUUCUGUUUGGCGGUGCUUGGUUCAACAGAAACAAGGAGUAUGACUUUUGGAAGGGGACCCAAGGCUGGGCUGGCGGCAGCACCAGUCACAAACGAAGAGAUGACUUUGGAGUAAAGCGUACAUCAACAGAUAGCAGUCCUACUUGGAGCUCUGGUUCAUCGUCGCCCACUCUCUCGUCUGAUGAUGAGUCGCCUUGGUCUCUCACAUCUCGGCAGCGGAACAUUCGAUUUUUCGGAUAUAAAAGGACUGUCAGAACUCCCAACACUCUCAUCUUCAAAGAUCGACUCCUUAGCCGAGUUCUCCAAAAGUUUCCCUUUCUGGUUGAAGCGUGGUAUUGGGCUCUCAUCUAUUGGGUAUACCAAUUGGGUCGCGCGUUUACGGCCGUCACCGUUGUCGAGGGAACUGUCCAUGUCGCGCGAAAGCAUGCCCUGAAGCUGGUUCAUCUGGAGCAACGCCUCGGUAUCUUCUGGGAGGUGGCCUUCCAGCAAUGGUUUUUGGAGCGUCCUGUUUUGUUGCACUGGAUAAACCGAGUCUACUCCUUCAUUCAUAUUCCUGGAACAAUCUUCUUCCUGGUAGCAUUGUUUUAUCUUACUACCUCUCAAAAGCGUCGGGGAAUGAAUGGUGGAGCCCGAAACGACAUCGUACCCGCAGGGCCAGCAUUAUACGAAGCCAGGCGUCGAACGAUGGCCAUGUGCAAUCUUCUUGCCUUUGUCGUCUUCACGGCAUGGCCUUGCAUGCCCCCUCGACUAUUGAGUGAUCCCAACUAUAACGGACCUGAUGCUCCGGAGGCGAAGAGCUUUGGCUUCGUUGAUAGCGUCCACAGCAGCGCGGGCGAGAGCAGCGUUUGGACAACGAACCGAUUCUGCAACCAAUAUGCUGCCAUGCCUUCUCUGCAUUUCGGCUAUUCUCUCCUUGUUGGCUUGACCGUUGCGACUCUCCCCGUCAAUGGCGUUCGACCCAACUCCUGGAAGCGCGUAGCUAACGGCGUUUUGGGCUUAUCUUACCCAGCACUCAUCUUCACAGCCAUUGUAGCAACCGCAAAUCACUUCAUCCUGGACGCCGUUGCCGGAGCGAUUGUUUGCGGCAUUGCUUGGAACGCGAACGGCUUGCUGUUGAACCUAUGUGUUUUUGAGGACUACUUCCUGUGGGUUGUGCGGAUUCACAAGCCCGUCAAUCACACCGAUCCCGAAACUGCAGUUGAGCUAGAAUUCCACCCGAUUCUCCUGUCGGAAGAAGUUUAG
Trichoderma virens Gv29-8 is the source of this 1284-nucleotide messenger RNA. RefSeq lists its product as uncharacterized. Lineage: Eukaryota; Fungi; Ascomycota; Sordariomycetes; Hypocreales; Hypocreaceae. Gene Ontology annotation, molecular function: inositol phosphoceramide synthase activity. Gene Ontology annotation, biological process: sphingolipid biosynthetic process; inositol phosphoceramide metabolic process. The transcript is spliced from 3 exons. The coding region runs from base 1 to 1284 and encodes 427 amino acids. Gene Ontology annotation, cellular component: inositol phosphoceramide synthase complex. The record is from RefSeq and is a predicted model, not a curated record.